AUGGAGCCGUCUCCUCUGACGAGGCAGCUCCCGCCCGAGGUGUUCCAGCCCAAGGUUGUGCAGCUCUACGAAUCUCUGUUCAAGGACGAUGACGAUUACGAAAAGUCGGAAGGCUUCUGGCGUGAAUUCUUCCUCUUGCGACCGGACAGGCCGGCGCUCAAGCGCAUUCUCGAUGGGGUGAAGCCGGGCGACCUCCUCCAUCUGGAGGGGCAGACGCGGUCGCUCUUUUCCGAGGCCAUGGCCGCGGCGAAGACGGGCAAGAAUGAUGCGGAUAUACACUCUCUCGACACGCUCGCCCUUUUCUUCUCGUGUGUCCUCUCGAAAAAGUAUGCGCAUCCGAGCUCCGAUAUCAUCACGCUGCUCGCGGGCAUCGAUAGCGUCGAUUCCGUCCUGACCGAGUUCGUCGGGGUUUUGGAUGGCAUCAUACGCUCGAAGAAGAAGCCUUUUGAGUUGAGGCAAAAGGCCGUCGAGGUCCUGCUGGCCUUCACGGCUGGUGCGCAUCAAACCUCGCUCUUGACAUAUCUUAUCCAACGAGACCUCUUUCCCUCCAUAAUGAAGUUCGUCAGCGAUUGCGAAUCCCCUCAAUCCAUCAUCCAGCCUUUCCUCCUCCUCAGUCUCCUCUCCAACUACAACAAAUUUGAGUUUCAGAAUCCCUACCAGCUGCGCUUGAGUGACUUUGUCAACGAGGCGACAAUACAGAAGAUUAUUCAUAGCAUGGGGACGACUUGCCAAGGGCUAAGAGCCCAGUAUAUCGAGGUGCAGGACGACUUGCCCGAGGCGUGGACCCUGAGCAGCACCCUCAACAUGAUUGGGUUGGGGGCCAUCGCACCGGGGAAGAAGGUGGAAAAGAAGAAGGCAGUGUUUGAUGCCGAAACAAUGAAGAAGAUGUUCACGGAUCUGCCCGGUGCGGAGGCUGCGACUCUGCUUGCCACGUAUGACUUUACGCACGCGAACAAGCUGUUUUGCAUGAAUCUUGUAACACUCCCCGCGGAAAAGGAGAGCGAACAGCCAUUUGCCAGCUAUCUCUCCCUCACUUCGUACCUCCUCCACCAUGCCUACCUCUCAUCACGGACGACGCAUUACUCGCACCUCAACCUCAUGGUGUUCCGACUCCUGGUCGAAGACGCCGCCAUCUGCAAGCGCCUAUGCAGCGACCAGAGCAAGACGACGGUGCGACUAUGCCGCCAACGCCAACCCUACCUACCGGUGGUCAAGGGCGAACGGGCCCUCGUGGCAGCGCUCCUCGACGUGAUGAUUGACGGCAUCAACCACAACCUGCGGCGGCGUUUGGACGUGGGGCUCUACACGCUCUGCAUGGGCAUCACGCUGCGCGCGAUAUCGUACAUGUCGCGGACCAAGACGCGGCUGGACCUGCCCAACGUGGGGACGCUUCUAGACCAUGUGGUCAACGUUUUGGCGCUGGCGCUAUCGGCGGGCGAGUCGUUCCUACCAACGCCGGCGGCGUACGACGACCUGUUCUACAAGGUGGUGGAGACGGGGAGCAACUCGAUUGACACGCUCAUCAGCGUCAGCACGCACUACAAGCAGAUGCUGGCGGAAGGGGGCGGCAAGCGGAGCAAGGGCGGUCAGCUGACGAGCCUACAGGUGGCCGAGGUGAUUAAGCAAGGGUACGAGACGCUGAGCAUACAGGCGACGGAGGGCCUGGAUACGUGGGACAAGUUUAGGGAGGCGGACGAGAGGACGCUGCUCAAGAAGAUGGCGAGGGAGGCGGUGGGGGAUGUGAGGACGUAUCUUGGGGGCAUCCUCAACCAGGUCUCUUUUCAACGCCCCAACUUGAAUCUACCGCACAGCCAUGCUCGCCCGACAGACGGUUACGCGGACGGCGGUGCAGUCUACCCGGAUCCUGCUACGGCUGCCGGCGACGCAAGCGAGUCGACGAUUCCUCGUAGAGUCGAGGGCGACGACGCCCUCCCAAGCGGCAUACGACAUCCCCGCCGCCUGGUACAGCAGCGCCGCCGAGGCUACCGCCCCUCCCAAGGCACCCCUCCAAUCGUACCCCUCAGACAGCCCGCACCGCUUUCGUCGUCUGCGCAGGAACGCGAGGCUGCGGCGUCGCACAACGCCUCGGCGCCCACACCGACACCCGGCGCUGCGGCCCGCAAGGCGGCCAUGACGAUCUCGGCGGACGCGGUGCGGGAGCUCCGCCGGCUGCUGGACCUACCGGAGCCGAAGCUGAUCAAGGUGGGCGUGAAGCAAAAGGGGUGCAGCGGGCUGGCGUACGACCUCGAGUACGUGGAUAAGCCCAGCCUGCUGGACGAGGUGGUGGAGCAGGAUGGGGUCAAGCUCGUGAUUGAUAACCGGGCGCUGAUGAGCGUCAUCGGGAGCGAGAUGCAUUGGCAAGAGGACAUGCUGAGCAAGAAGUUUGUCUUUCGGAAUCCCAACAUCAAGUUGGAUCAAGAGUAUACGCCACACACAACUGCCGACUUCAAUGUUGUGAGAGUGACCGUCGAGGUCUUGAAUGGCCAGUUCGGUCCAGUGUCCGAGCGACGGCAGCGCCCGGCCCAGCGGGGCCCGGCAUUCCCUCCGUCGGGCUCUCAGCAAAAGCGGCCCGCCGCCGCCGCCGCCUUCUUCCAGACCCCGGCGGCGAAGCGCACGGCCACGUCCUCGUCCACGACGACCUCGGCCCGGGAGCCCGGCGCCGCUGGCGGGCCAGAAGCGCACAGCCGCGUGGGGAACCUGGCGCUCUCGCCGACAGCGCACCAGCACACGCCGACGGCGGCUAAGAAGAGCAAGACGCACCGGUCGGCGCCGCUGGCGGAGCGCAUGCGGCCCGACACGCUGGACGACGUGUUUGGGCAGGAUCUGCUGCCGUCCAUGAUCCUGUGGGGCGCGUCGGGGACGGGCAAGACGACGAUUGCGCGGUGCAUCGCCCGCAUGGUGGGGUCGCGCUUCGUCGAGACCAACGCCACGAGCACGGGCGUGGCCGAGGUCAAGAAGAUGUUCCAGGACGCGCAAAACGAGGCGGCGCUGACGGGCCGCAAGACCAUUAUCUUCUGCGACGAGAUCCACCGCUUCACCAAGGCCCAGCAAGACGUUUUUCUCAAGCCCGUCGAGGCCGGCACCGUCACCCUCAUCGGCGCCACCACCGAGAACCCUUCCUUUCGCGUCCAGGCCGCCCUGCUGUCCCGCUGCCGCACGUUUACCCUCGAGAAGCUGACGGUCGCCCACGUCCAUGCCAUCCUCAAGCGCGCCCUCGCCGCCGAGGCCGAGCACGACGCCCGCCCGCCCGUGUCCGCGCUGCUCGAUGACGAGAUGCUCAAUUACCUGGCGGCCUUUAGCGACGGCGACGCCCGCACCGCCCUCAACCUGCUCGAGAUGGCCCUCUCCCUGGCCCGGCAGCCCGGCGGCGGCGGCGGCGGCGGCGUCACCAAGGAGAGCAUCAAGGCCUCGCUGACCAAGACGCUCGUCUACGACCGCGCCGGCGACCAGCACUACGACACCAUCUCCGCCUUUCACAAAUCCAUCCGCGGCAACGACCCCGACGCCGCCCUCUACUACCUCGCCCGCAUGCUGCAGUCGGGCGAGGACCCUCUUCGUCGCCCGCCGCCUCGUCGUCGUCGCCUCCGAGGACGUCGGCCUCGCCGACAACGCCAUGCUCUCCCUCGCGACCGCCACCUACACCGCCACCCAGCAGAUUGGCAUGCCCGAGGCCCGUAUCCCCUCGCCCACUGCACCGUCGCCCUCUGCCUCGCGCCCAAAUCGACCCGCGCCUACCGCGGCUUCAACAACGCCCUCUCCGCCCUGCGCGAGCCCGGCGUCGCCGCCCUCCCCGUGCCCCUCCACCUGCGCAACGCCCCCACCCGCCUGAUGCAGGACCUCGGCUACGGCGGCGAGUACAAGUACCCCCAACUACAGGGACGGCAAGGUCAGCCAGCAGUACCUGCCCAACGACCUCGUCGGUAG
Molecule: messenger RNA, 3924 nt
Organism: Parascedosporium putredinis
Lineage: Eukaryota; Fungi; Ascomycota; Sordariomycetes; Microascales; Microascaceae
Source: the annotation of a GenBank genome assembly